Tilletiopsis washingtonensis is the source of this 3122-nucleotide messenger RNA. RefSeq lists its product as hypothetical. Bases 191 to 2938 code for a protein of 915 amino acids. The transcript has 2 exons. The record is from RefSeq and is a predicted model, not a curated record. NCBI's taxonomy places the organism in Eukaryota, Fungi, Basidiomycota, Exobasidiomycetes, Entylomatales.
GCCGCCGCUGUCCUCACGUGACGGGGGCGUGCCGCACCCUGCCUCCACUCGCGCGGCCGUUCCUUCUGGCGCUCCAUCCCUCACCCCCGCACCACCCUCAGCCUGCGCCUCACAGCCACACCUCGCCGCGCCUCAGCAUCGGCGGCAGCCAGAUACACGGCGUGCGUGCGCGCGCGCGCGUCCUCCCGCCAUGUCGACGCCCUUCUCGCUCGGCACGCCCUCGAUGCUCGCCGCCCUCGGCGUGCCCGGCAGCGCGGGCAGCGGCAGCGCCGGCGCCGGCGCCGGCGGCAGCAGCAGCCAGAGUCUCAGUGUCGCAGGCGGCGGCGGCGGCGGCAGCGCCAUGGCGGCAGGCACUCCGCUGCCGCUCUCCGCCUCUCUCUCAGGCGCCAGCAGCGCUCCUCGCGCCGCAGCAGCCGCCUCGCCGCUGCAGGCGCACUUUGCGCCGCGGGCGCCGCGCUCGCCGACGCUGGCACAGCUGCCGCUGGCGCAGCGCGAGCGGCCCGAGCUGCACGCCCUGCUCCAGGCGCUGCGCCACACUCUGCUCGCGCCCGUCCUCGCCGGCGCAUCCGUCGCCGCGGCAAGAGAGCCCACCGUGCGGCCAGGCUACCUGCCCGACUGCCUGGGAAGCGACCUCUUCGCCUGCUACACUCCCGCAGAGCUAGACCAAAUCGCCUCGCGCAACGUGUCCAGCGACAUUCUUGCCGUUCUGCGAGCGGUCGCCGCCUCCUUGUCCAUCGACGAGUUCUACGACUCCGCCUCGCCUCUCAACCUCACACUUGCGGGCAAAGUCUUCGUGCUAGAUUUCGACGUCUCGGUGCCUUCCUGGUGGACGCCUGCGUCGACAGAGAAGGUGGGCAAUGGAGAGUACAUGCGCGUGCGUCUCUCCUUCGGCUCGUCGUCCGAUGGCUCUGCCAAGGACUCCCUCAACGAGUCGUACUGGCGAGUCGCCGAGAGUCUCUACGGCUGCAUCAGAGGUCUGGAACAAGCUUUGCAGCUCAAGUCAGAGGAGCAGCUCAUCGUGGAGCACGAACGCCUGCGUCAGGAUCUCGCGGCACUGGCGAGCCUGGACGCUCUGCACGCCGAGUUUCCAGAGGCGGAUGCGUUCGGGACGAUGCACAAAGUGGGCAGUGUAUUGGAGGGCAAUGCGUUGAAGGAGAUUGGACAGCUGGAUCUCGCGAGCUUCACCUCUGACCAACUCCGGCAGCUCUUCAUCUCACCAGGCCGGUGCGGCGUACCUGACAUUCACAAUCCUCGAGUCUGCCACGUCCUUCAUCUCUACUCUUCCUCGAUGAUCAACGCCCCGGACAGCUUGUACUCGGAUUUAGGAGCGGCCAAGUUCCGUGCGCUUCAUCCAAGACGCGCACUUGUCGUCCCGCCGCCCUUGUGUACUUGGGGCGUUCAAUUGGCUCACCGGGCGCGCGAGGCCGAGGACACUGCGCCUCUCAACGCUGCGGCGGCGUCUGUCGCAGAUCGGGCAAGUGAAGAGACGCACACGCUCAAGUGGAACUUCGAGGCCGCUCGCUUUGAGCUGCCCAGCUCCUUGAUGCUCGAGGCCACACUUCAGCCGCCCGUGCUUCUCUCCUCGACGGACGCAUCCCUCCUCGCGCGCGCCCUCGGUCGGCACGACUUGAUCUCUGCUUCUUCUACAACGUCUCGUGACGAGGCCGCGACAGGCCUCAUCGAUGCCGCCUAUCUCUCCGCUCUUCACGCUCUGCCUUUGCCCACCAUCGCCGCUUCGCCUCAUCUUGCAUUCCGCGUGGCGCGCGGAAGCACGCGUGUUUCGCAGAGCAGCAACGACGGCUCAAAGGCACCCGCCGAGCCUGUCCUCGUCUCGCGCUUCAGUCUCGCCUCAAGCGACACGCUCUACGCAACACUCGAAGUCCUCCGUCCUGCAGCAUGGGCCAUGAGAGUCGCGCAGGCUGCGCUCGCUCUCUCUGCUCCUGCCGUGUCGCCGGCGACGUCAAAGAGGCAGACGCAAGUCACUCUGCGCCCAGAACGGCGCGCACUGGGACUCUCGUUCUUCGUGCAGCGCGCAAGCGGGACGUGGACGUGCGAAGCACGCUUGGAGCUCAAGGAGGAGGGAGAGACGCAGGUGCAGGUGACGGCGAGGCUUUCUUCGCUUGGCGGCACGCAAGAGACGCACGAGCUCGGCGCGACGGACGAGCACGCAGCGAGCGUCAAGGCUGCGAUGCAGCGCUUUGAUGUGCUCUCGGCAGUGCAGGCGCUGCUGGGCUGGACGGAGAGCUUGCUCGGCCCGCCGGAGCAAGAAGAGGACGAGCAACAAGAAGAAGUGGGCGAGGCCGAAGUCGAGGCGAGCGCGGAGGAGAUGAAGACGGAGCCCAUCGUGCCCGAGCCUUCCGCGCAAGAAGAGACCAACGAGGCGCCUCCAGCUUCAGAGGCGCGAGCAGAAGCUCCGGCGCAGGCGCAAGUCAAGCUCGAGCCUGCAUCUCUGCCCGCCCCGCCUCCGCCCCCGGCGGGCGGCAUGACGAGUGCUCUCUCCUCCGGCUCGCUCGCUACGAUUGCCGAGGAUGAAGCUUCUCCCGCCGCCUUGACCUCAGGUGAAGCUGGCGCAGCACCUGCGACCUCGCCCGUGACACGACGCCGACGAGUGUCGCCGUUGCAGACCGACGGCUCUCCUCCUCCCGCAGGCGGGACCGCAAGCGGCAGCAACAGUGGCAGCGCCGGCCAGACGUCUCCCUCCGGUCGUCUUACUCGUCGAGCCUCGGCGGCGCUCGCCACCGCCGUCGAGACCUCUCCCGUCGAGGAAGGCGAUGCGCCUCCGCAGACGCGCACGCUGCGCAGACGCAGCUCGCAGAACACUCGCGGCAGCAAGAGCCCGGCGCCGCCGCAGGUCACGCAGAGAGAGGGCCUGAAGAGGAGGGGCAGUGGCAGUCCGCUUGAGGAGGAGGAGCAGGGGAGGAAGAGGAGGAGGGGCUAGCGGAAUGACAAUACCCGUUGCGCGAGCACGAGAAUGAUCAGGAGCCACGGCUCGCUUCCCGGGCUCGACGCAACGUCGAGGUGCGCAUGCUUCUCGGCCUCCCACUGGGCCGCGGGCGACGUCACACGAGAUCACUCAGAGCGAGGUGCGAGGGACUCUAUUCAAAUUAACUGUGCAAAGCCCG